ACAUAUAUAGCGAAAUUCACGGUCUCGAUUCAUUUAGAAUUGAUUUGAACGACGAAGCGCCCAUGAAUUCCCGAUUAUUUUUACUGGUCGCCCUUGCUGCAGUCCUGAGUGUGGGAUCAACUCAGGGAAAAGUCGCUUUCAAGAAUCAAAAUGCACUUCGCACUAUCUCUUCCAGCAUGAAUGAAUUUGCCGGUAACUUCUAUAAGAACCUUGCUAAGAUUGAGUCAGGCAACUUUAUUAGCUCUCCUUUGAGUGUUUCGAUGAUGCUUUCUAUGUUGACUUUUGGAGCAAAUGGAAAAACUGAAGAACAGCUCCGAUCAAUCUUAGGCCUUCCCAAAGAUGACGCCCUUACCAAAGAUGGUUUUACAUCUCUCAUUGAUUCAUUGAAUAGUAUCAAGAGAGCGGAGUUUCGGCUGGAGAAUAAAAUCUUUAUAGAUAACAAUUUGCAAUUGGAAGGCGAUUUUGAACGUGUGAUUGGAGAUACUUUUGGAUCAACAGUUCAACCCGUAGAUUUUUCUCGAGUGAGAGCGGCAGCUCGAACCAUUAAUGAUUGGGCGGCUGAAAUAACUAACAACAAAAUCAAAGAUCUUUUCAAACCCGACGAUCUUCAAGGCGCUACUACAGUUCUAGCCAAUGCUGUUUACUUCAAGGGUAAUUGGAAGAAACAAUUCUCCAAAAGUCUAACAAAAGCACAAGAUUUUCAUGUCAAUGAGCGAAUCACCAAGAAAGUUGAUAUGAUGGCGAUUAAAGAGAGCUUCCAUUCUGGGAGAUUACCGAAAAAUGAUGCGACGUUCAUUGAAAUUCCAUAUGAGAGGGAAGACAGUAGUGGCCAAAUAAGUAUGUUUGUAAUUGUACCUGACGAAAUCAACGGACUCCAGAAUGUCGAGAGGACUCUUCACGAGGUGAACUUUGGUGCACUCAAAGGAAGUACUUCAAAGACCCAAUUAUAUCUGCCAAAAUUCAAAGUCGAAAGCAAAUUCAAUCUCGAAGAAAUUCUAAAGCAGUUGGGUAUUCAAAACGUAUUUGAAAAUGGCGCCGACUUCAGUGGCAUUACGAAAACGCCGAUGCAUAUUAGCAAAGUUAUCCAAAAAGCUUAUAUCAAUGUUGACGAGAAAGGGAGCGAAGCUGCUGCAAUUACUGGCAGCAUUGGUGUAGCCACCAUUCCGGAACCCCCACAACCAAUAAAUAUAGUAAAAGUCGAUCGACCUUUUGUUUAUGCGAUCGUGCAUGGAGAUGAUAAAACAGUAAUUUUUCAAGGGCAUGUAACUUCACCAGUUAAAAACAUGAAGGGGAUGGCGGAAAAUUUUGUGAUGUCACCUAUCGGUAUCUCUAUGGUGACUGCUAUGGCAUCGUUUGGUGCAGGUGGUGAUACGAAAAAUCAAAUGCGUAAAUCCCUUGCGAUGCCAGAAGACGAAACCAUGGCGAAGAGUGGAAUCAAGAGCUUGAUCGAUCAGUCCAAUGACAUCAAGGGUGUUGAAUUGAAAAUGGCUAACAAGAUCUUCACGACAACGGGCGUUGAUAUGAAACCUGAAUUCAAAGAAGUAACUGAGAAGACAUUUGACUCGAUAGCUCAAAGUAUGGAUUUCACAAAACCUGAGGCUGCUGAGACCAUCAAUACGUGGGCAGCUGAGAUGACGAAUAACAAAAUCCAAAAUUUGAUGAAGCCAGACGACAUCAAAGACGCUUCAAUGGUACUGGCCAACGCCGUGUACUUCAAGGGAAAAUGGGCGAAACCUUUUGCCAAAGAAAUGACUACUACAAAACCAUUUAAUUUGAACGAAAAAACAACAAAAGACGUUAUGAUGAUGAGCAAAAUGGAUCGAAUGUUGUAUGGAGAGAUCCCUAGUAUCAACUCUAAAUUCAUAGAAAUUCCAUACGAGCGGUCGGAAGAAUCCCCAGGAAUGAGAGUCAACAUGUACCUCAUUGUACCAAAUGAACUAAACGACGGAUUACGGAAUUUGGAGAAUAAAAUAGAAAGUUUAGACUUAGAAACAGCUCGAGGACACGUAGGAAUGCGAGAUGUGAUGCUCCAGAUGCCCAAGUUCAAGAUGGAGAGCACCACUGAUCUGAAACCUGCAAUGGAAGAGAUGGGAAUGACUGAUAUGUUCAGUGAUAAGGCGGAUUUCAAGGGCAUCACUGAUGCUCCACCACUGAAGAUUGGAAAGGCCAUGCAGAAAGCUAUGAUUGAUGUGAAUGAAGAGGGUAGUGAAGCUGCUGCUGUUACUUCAAUGGUAGCAGUGCCCAUGUCAAUGCCUAUGCCUCCAGAAGACCCAGUGAUUAUGACGGUUGACAGACCUUUCUAUUUCGCUAUUAUUAUGGUCAAUGAUCAAUUAGAGGGAGAUUCUAUUGUCAUUGCUCUCGGUGCAGCUCUGAUAGCUACAGGCUUUCCAAAUACAUUAUCAGCAGCUGUUCCAGAAAAAAAUGACGCACUCAGGGCUGUUUCAACGACACUCAAUCAAUUCGCGGUCGAUUUUUUCAAGAACAUAUCGGAGGAAAACAGAUCAACUAAUUUAAUCUGCUCCCCUGUGAGCGUAUCAAUGGUCUUGUCAAUGGCGGCAUUUGGAGCAGGUGGUGAUACAGCAAAAGAAAUGCGUUCAGGACUUCGUCUACCAUCCGACGAUGCAGUCACCAAAAGUGGUUUUGAAUCGUUAAUCGAUAUUCUCAAUAAUGUCAAGAAAGUCGACCUCAAAGUAGCUAAUAAAAUCUUCACGGCAAGCGGUUUUGAAGUAAAACCAGCCUUCAAAGAAGUUACAGCAAAAUCCUUUAAAUCCCAAGCUGAGAGCUUGGAUUUUGGAAAAGCAGAAGCUGCGAGUGCAACAAUCAACGCCUGGUGCUCAGCACAAACAAAUGGUCUUAUCAAAGAUGUGAUCAAACCAGAUGACUUGGCUGCAGCUGCUAUGGUCCUCGUCAAUGCCGUAUACUUCAAAGGCCAAUGGAAGAACAAAUUCAGAGAAUCUCUGACCCAACCUAGACCUUUCCACGUCAACGAUAAGACAACACAGGACGUACCCAUGAUGACCACACGAUACCGGUACAAUUAUGGAAAUCUGCCAGACCUGGAUGCUCAGUUUGUGGAGUUACCCUAUCAACAUGAAAAUGAGACUGAUGCUACAAGUAUGUUCAUCAUCCUCCCUAACAAUGUCGAUGGUUUGACGAAAGCUGAGAGCAACCUUGAUAAGGUGAACUUCCAGGAUCUUCACGACAGGCAUGCAAUGACUGACAUGUUCCUGUACCUUCCUAAAUUCAAAACCCAGAGUUCCUUCAACUUGCAAAAUACUCUCGUGAAGAUGGGAUUGGGGCGUAUGUUCUCGGACAACGCAGACUUCACCGGAAUUACCGAUAAUCCACCACUUAAGAUAAGUAAAGUUCUCCAGAAAGCCGUAAUUGAAGUAAAUGAAGAGGGAAGUGAAGCUGCUGCAGUGACAGCUGUAAUAAUGACUGAGUUGGCACCUGCAGUACCGAUUAUUCCGAUAACAAUGGAAAUCGACAGGCCUUUUAUUUUUACAAUAGUCCACCAAUCAACGAAUACCAUUCUCUUCCAAGGAAAAAUUAUGCUUCCCAAGAAUAAUAUAAAAAAAGAGAAGUUGAAUCUGGCAAACAAGAUAUUUACAGCAGAAGGCUUGGAAGUUAAAUCUGAGUUCAGAGCGAUUAUCAACUCGUUGUUUAAAUCAGAGGUGGAGAGUGUUGAUUUUACUAAACUCGAUGAGAGCAGUAGAAUAAUCAAUGUUUGGUGUGAAACGCAGACCGAGGGGUGCAUCAAAGAUGUCGUCCAACCUAACGAUGUGCAGGACGCUUCCCUGAUUCUGGUGAAUGCCAUUCACUUCAAGGGAAAAUGGGUAAAGCCUUUUGAAAAAGCGUUUACAGGAUCCCAGAAAUUCUCGAUCAGUGAAACUGCCACGAAGGAGGUGUCAAUGAUGUGGAUAGAUGAUUAUUUCAAUUGCGGGGAUCUUCCUGAUCUUGAUGCUCAGUACGUUGAAUUACCGUUCCAGAGCGAGAAUGAAGAUGAUGCCAUUAGCAUGUACAUUAUUGUCCCUGACAAAAUGACCGGAUGGCAGAAAGUGGAGGCAAAUCUUGAUAAAAUAUAUUUCCAAGAACUCAACGGGCCUCCCGAAAGACUUAAGUUAGGUGUUCCUAGGUUCCAAGUUGAAAGCAAAUUUGAGCUUGAACCGGUUCUAAGCAAGAUGGGGAUGAAGAUGCCAUUCUCAGAUACAGCUGAUUUCACAGGAAUAACUGACGCGCCUCCAUUAAAAAUCAGUAAAGUCAUUCAAAAAGUGCUUAUCGAAGUAAAUGAAGAGGGAACAGAGGCUGGUACUGUUACACAGCGCAGUAUUUGGAAUUGUUCAUCGAUCGCGGUUGUUCUUCAGUUCCACUAUUUCAGUGCAUUCACGAUGUCAACGCUGACAAGUCUAGACGCUGCACGCACUGUCGCCGCAAACGUUAAAAAAUUCUCAUCGAGCUUUUACAAGGUAGUGGCAGGUGAUGGAGAGAAAAAUCUCAUUUGUUCAUCUUUGAGUGUUUCUGUUGUGCUGUCCAUGCUAACGUAUGGAGCUCGUGAAAAAACCGAAGGAGAAUUAAAGUCAGCCCUGCAUUUUGAUGAUGAUGACACUGUUAAUAAGAAUGGUCAUCAAUUACUAAUCGACACCUUCAACGCGUUCAAAACCGUUCAACUUAAACUAGCCAAUCGGAUAUUCGUGGCUGAUUAUAUCAAACUCAAACCUAAAUAUCAAGAGAUAACAGAAACAUAUUUUCGAUCUGUGACUCAGAAUGUUAACUUUGAGAAUUCCGUUGAAGCUAGCAACACAAUCAACAGAUGGUGUGAGGAAAAAACUAAUGCUCGUAUUAAAAACGUCGUUCUACCAGGGGAUUUAAAUUCCAAUACUGCACUCAUCCUCGUCAACGCGGUUUACUUCAAAGGAAAUUGGAAGGACACAUUUGAUGAUAUUCUCACGGUACCAAAACCAUUUCACAUUGAUGAAAAUACAACCAAAGAAGUACCUAUGAUGCACAGGGAAGGAAGAUAUAAAUUGAGUAACCUGUCAGAACUCAAUGCAACAUGCAUCGAACUUCCCUACGAGAGCAACGAUGAAACAGAUGCUAUGAGCAUGUUUAUAAUUCUUCCUGACAAAAUUGAUGGCCUGAGAGAUAUCGAAAAUAAACUCGACAACAUGGAUUUUCUCGAACUGCACAAGAAUCGAUCCUCCUCACGCUCGAUUGAUUUACAAUUACCUAAAUUCAAGAUUGAAAGUACUAUCGAUUUAAAUCCUGUUCUUGAAAAGAUGGGAAUGGGGAACAUGUUCGAAGGCAGCGCGAACUUUGAAGGCAUGGCAGAUUCUCCAUUAUCAGUCAGUAAAGUUAUUCAGAAGGCGUUUAUAGAAGUAAAUGAAGAAGGGAGCGAGGCUGCAGCAGUUACAGCUGUUAUGAUGCUGCGAUGCAGCAUGCCUCUCCCAUCGAUGCCUGUUAUUGUGGAUAGGCCAUUUUUCUGCACAAUUGUCGCUAAAUACACUGGCACACAACUUUUCUCCGGUCGCGUUAUUGAUCCGAGUAUUUAAAUCUUUAGAUUAAAAUUGGGUAGAGGUAGAAGUUUCUAUUUUAUCGUUGAGAGUGUUUACGAUUAUUCAUUGUUGUAGGAUUUUCCUAGACUAAAAAAAUGAAAAAUCCUCGUAGGACUUUGAGAUUAUUUUUUUUAAACAAUUGAUAUUUUAUCUGUCUUUUGACAACUCCGCCGAAUGCUUAUUGUCUUCGUAAAUUGAAAAGCUUGUUAAUUGUGAUUUCUGUUUGAUUUAAUGUAACACACGAAGAUGAAAAAUAAAUACUAUUAAUGUAGCUGUUA
This is a messenger RNA of Fopius arisanus, 5830 nucleotides long. RefSeq lists its product as uncharacterized. NCBI's taxonomy places the organism in Eukaryota, Metazoa, Arthropoda, Insecta, Hymenoptera, Braconidae. Gene Ontology annotation, molecular function: serine-type endopeptidase inhibitor activity. The transcript is spliced from 30 exons. The coding region runs from base 63 to 5549 and encodes 1828 amino acids. The record is from RefSeq and is a predicted model, not a curated record.